CUUCUGCAUAUUACGUUAAAUAACUUUAUUGUACUACCCUAAUUAGCUUUUUUGCAUUGUAAUUUCCUCUUUAAUACUAGUACAGUUAGUAUUUGAAUUGUUAAGGAUUGGUCCAUGGGUGAAUGGCUCAAGUUGGUCACAGUUUUAAUAGGUUGCGGUUCCUGAAUGGGUUUUUCUUCUUUCCGAAUGACUAGUACCAAUAAGUGGGUUGUUGCUAUGUUCUUUUUGGAUCAUAAGCUGGGCGCCAGAUAUGGUAGCUGAUAGAGGCCUGAAUCGGGAUACUGAUUCAAUCACUUAUUUGGUGGUUGUGGCCUUUCCUUUUUUUUUUUUUGGUCGAUUUGGGUUAGGUUGCUUGGAUGUGAGGGGGAUGAGGACCAUACCUCUGUGUCGUAGUGCUGCAAAAGGAACAUACAAAAAGAAAAUAGGGAGGAGGCUUUACUGGGAGAUAUAAACUCUGCCUACCUACCUGUUCUAGCUUCUAAACCAUAUUGGUCCUGUAGUCGAGAAUGUAUUUUAGUGGUCCAAUGGAGAGGUAUCUAGGUAUGGCUUAAACUUUAGGUAUAUGAUGGAUGACGUCGCGUUGGAGUUUGAGUGUACUUGUAGUAUUGAGUUGCUGAGGUGUAAUGCUAAUUUGUGAAUGAAAUCGCAAUAUACAGCAUCCUCGAAUUCACUGGGUGUUGGCCCAAGGAAACUUGUGAGGUCCGGGUUUGGAUGCAAAGGUAAUUAUGUUAGUAUUAGAACCAAUAGUUCCUUUCUUGGAGUUCCACAUGGGAGGAAACAUUAUUACAAGAGCAAAGCCACAUUGAUAACUACUUUCUCCCGAAAAAAGGUCCAAAUGGGAUUGAAAAGACCUUUUGAUGAGGAAGAGUUUCAGGAGUUUCCCCUUAAGCAUCCAAAACAAGUCGAUUAUGGCAACAAGCUGACCUCAUUGGACGAAAUUUAUCCUUGUUAUGAACCUACUCAAAAGGUUGAUAUUCCAGGUGAAGGUGGGGGCUUGUUUUAUAAGUAUAAAUCGCGUGAUUCGCAUGAUGGAUUCAAGGAGGACGGCAGAAACAUGGUCUCAUAUCUUUCUGACAAAAGGUUUGAAACCAGUGCUCCCUUGUCAUGGGUCACCAGCUGUAGUACUAGCAAGGAAGAUGCUUCCUCUGGCACCACUGUUUGCUCCUCUCUUCCUUCAAGAUACCUUGAUUUGUACUUUCCAGCCAAACCAAUUGUUCAGAUUGAGCCUAAAUAUUCAUCAUUGUGGGAUGGCUCUCCUAGAAAACAGGUUCCUAUCGGACAAAAUCAUCAAGCUGAUGUUUCUGAGUGGGACCCACUAUCAGUGGACAAAUGUUAUUUGAGUUCAGGUCACGAACUGAUGGGUGAAUGCAUCCUUUGGAUGCCUGAUCAAGAAUUGUCUGCUCAAAGUGGAAUUAAGGCUGGAGAUGGUAGAAAGGACUGUCUGUGCGCUGACAAGGGUUCCAUAAGAUGCGUGCGACAGCAUGUCCAAGAAGCAAGGGAAAGGCUAAGAGAAACCCUUGGGCAUGAGAAAUUUAGGCAGUUAGGGUUUGGUGAUAUGGGAGAGGAGGUAUCGAAAAAAUGGUCUGAAGAAGAACAAUGUGUCUUUGAUGAAGUUGUGUACUCCAAUCCUGUUUCAUAUGGUAGAAAUUUUUGGGAGCACCUCUCUGAGGUCUUCCCAUGUCGAACAAAAAUGGAAAUCAUCGGAUAUUAUUUUAACGUAUUUAUGCUCCGUAGGAGAGCAGUUCAGAACAGAUCUAACUUUCUGGAUAUCGACAGUGAUGAUGAUGAGGAGCAGGGAAUUGAUGCAGGUCCACCGGGGGUUAAACAAGAAGACUUUAGCAUAGACUACGAAGAUGUAUCCCAUGAUGAUGAUGAUGACGACGACGAUGGCGGCGAUUGUGAUGGUGGAAAUAGCGAGGAAAAUUGCUGUACCACUGAAUAUGAUGUGGGGAGAAGUAUUUUCCACCAUGUGGGUACAAAUUUGGAUAAUUGUGCUCAAAAUGGCUCGGCUGAUAGGUUAAGCCCUAGUCAUUUUCUUGAACCAUGUUAUGCUAAAGUGUGGGAAGCCUGGCACCCGAUGAGUCCGUUAAAAGGCUUUGAUCUUCUGUCUACUGGGAAGAUGAUUGAAGAGAUAUUCGGUUCUUGCACUCAGAAUAGCAAGCUGUGUGAUGAUUAAGGCAUUAGCUAGUGUCUCAACGGGAUGAUCUCUCUCCCGCAUUUUGCAGCAUCUAUUUGGAAUGUGCCGCGGUAAUGAGGGACGAAAUCCAAGUUUCGAGAAGUUCAUUUUCUGCUCAACCAUAAAAGCCUCUAGUUAUUCUGUGCAAAACCAUUUUUCCAAAUUUGAGGGUUUUUUAAGUUGGGGUUUACGUCCUAUGGAGUCUUUCCAUUACCUGCAAUGCUAACCUUUUGUCGUAUAUAAGUUUGUGUUGUUGAUAUAAGAACAUCAGAAAGUCAAGAAUUCCCUCCUGGAUGUUAUGAGCUUGUUCUGUUU
This is a messenger RNA of Rhododendron vialii, 2491 nucleotides long. RefSeq lists its product as uncharacterized. The coding region runs from base 638 to 2176 and encodes 512 amino acids. Lineage: Eukaryota; Viridiplantae; Streptophyta; Magnoliopsida; Ericales; Ericaceae. The record is from RefSeq and is a predicted model, not a curated record. The transcript is spliced from 3 exons.